Messenger RNA from Lodderomyces parapsilosis, 849 nucleotides. RefSeq names its product proteasome core particle subunit beta 5 (gene PRE2). Gene Ontology annotation, cellular component: proteasome core complex. The transcript has a single exon. The record is from RefSeq and is a predicted model, not a curated record. The coding region runs from base 1 to 849 and encodes 282 amino acids. NCBI's taxonomy places the organism in Eukaryota, Fungi, Ascomycota, Pichiomycetes, Serinales, Debaryomycetaceae. Gene Ontology annotation, molecular function: threonine-type endopeptidase activity.
AUGAAUUCAAUAGCUCAAAGAUAUACCAAUUCGCAGAAUAAUGAUGUAUUGAAUGAAAUAAGUUCAAUUAAUACGUCACGCACAUCACACCAACAACUCAACUUGGCUCCAUCUAUCGCCGUUCCACCAAUUUCACAACCAACAGACUUCUUGAGAGCCCAUACUGAUGAUUCCCAAAACCCGGACUGUAAGAUAAAGAUAGCACAUGGUACUACUACCUUGGCAUUUCGUUUUCAAGGAGGUAUCAUUGUUGCUGUUGAUUCUCGUGCUACUGCUGGUAAUUGGAUAGCAUCGCAAACUGUCAAUAAGGUCAUCAGAAUCAAUCCUCAGUUACUAGGUACAAUGGCUGGUGGUGCGGCCGAUUGUCAAUUUUGGGAGACAUGGUUAGGUACGCAAUGUAGAUUACACGAAUUGAGAGAAAAAGAAAGAAUAUCUGUUGCUGCUGCAUCAAAGAUAUUGAGUAACUUAGUCUACUCUUACAAAGGAAUGGGAUUGAGUAUGGGAACAAUGGUCUGUGGUCAUACAAAGAAAGAAGGACCAACUAUAUAUUAUGUCGAUUCGGAUGGAACACGUUUGAAAGGUGAUUUAUUCUGUGUCGGUUCAGGUCAAACAUUCGCCUACGGUGUGUUGGAUUCGGAGUAUAAAUGGGACUUGACAGUAGAUGAAGCAUUGUAUUUGGGUAAAAGAAGUAUCUUGGCAGCUACCCAUAGAGAUGCAUACUCCGGUGGAUCAAUCAACUUGUAUCACGUAAAUGAAGAAGGAUGGACCUAUCAUGGUAAUUACAAUGUGGGUGAUUUGUUUUGGGAAGUUAAAGAGAAAGAGAAAUCGUUUGUGAAUGUUGAUGGAUAA